AAAUCAAUGGGCAAAGUUUAGUGAGAAAAGUUGUAGGGGAAAUUUUUAUUGUACAAGCUUGGGGUGGGGAAUAUGGCCUAAUCAUCAUCAUCGUCAAUUAUGUAGUGUGUGGGAUCUUGAUGAGGUAUUUCGCCUUCAUCAUCCCCCUCUUCGUCGUCGUCUUCUUCAGCUUCUUCGUCAUCCAAGUCCUCAUCCUCUUGGAAACUGUGGUGGUCAAAUUCAUGAUCGUCAUGAUGUUCCUCUUCCUCCUCUUCUAUAUCUUCGUACUCUUGGAGGGGCUCAUCAUCAUCGUCUUCUUCAUCGUAUUGAUCUUGUUCCUCGGGUUCAUCGUCUUCAUAUACGACAUCUUCGCUAUCCUCUUCAAUCUCAUAAUAAUUUCCGGUAUUGUGUUGAAUUGAGUCAUGACAAUCUUCUUCAUGCUCAUCAUGGUCCUCGGGCUCUUCAGUCAUUUCAUGGUCUCGGUCUCCAUUGAAAGGUUGAC
This is a messenger RNA of Umbelopsis ramanniana AG, 481 nucleotides long. RefSeq lists its product as uncharacterized. The transcript has a single exon. The record is from RefSeq and is a predicted model, not a curated record. Lineage: Eukaryota; Fungi; Mucoromycota; Umbelopsidomycetes; Umbelopsidales; Umbelopsidaceae. Bases 120 to 398 code for a protein of 92 amino acids.